UUUCAGCACCGCGGACAGCUCCCGGUGAAAGCAGCCAGCAGCAGCGGGUCGGUCCUCUCCGCUGCUCUGAGAAAAGAAGAAGAAGAAGAAGAAGAAGAAGAAGAAGGAGGAGGAGGAGGAGGAGGGAAUUAAAAAAAAAAAUCUUAAGUGAGAUUUAUAACACCUCGAAAAGACAGCGGAAGAGAUUUAGCUUAAUUCAAUCCAGAGCAGGCGAUAUAUUUGUAGUGACAGGCUACAGACAAAACCAUUACAGGACUCCCGAGGUUUGCGUUUGUGUGCAAUCUCUGCGAAGUUUCUCGCCAAUGAAAGGUAUUCCGCCUCCUCCUGCCGGUCUGCACAGCUCGGAAUAUCUAUCUGCUGGUUAUCAGGGGAAGUUGAAGAGAAAAACAAAAGUGUCAACACCACAUCAGCACCUUCUUCUUCUAUUUGGACCAUAUCCUUAAAGAAGUUGUUGGACUUUUUUCUUCGCUUACCCUAGCUCCCCUGCGUAAAUUUUUGGGGUUUUUUUUUGCGCGUGUGUGCAGAAGGAUUUUUAUUUGUUGGUUAAUACUCCCAGAAGCCCCAAAAAAGGGGUGGGGGGCAAACAAAGCAAGUUUCUUUUUUAUAUAUAUUCGGAGCAAUAGGCUUUCCCUGAGCCUCCACUUCUUCUCCUUUGUAACGCUCUUUUUUUUUCCAGCAGCGAUGGGAGUCCUACAGCCACUGAUGCAAGCUUUUGAUGCGUCCGGAUACAUUUCACCUCUCUCGCAGCACUGAUUCGGAUUCUUUCCUCCUCCGAGUCAUUCAUCUACAGUCUGUUACAUUUAACAUUCACAGGGGGACGCCCCGGACUGCCAUCUUUCCACCAUCAUUUUUCGACAACUGCUAAAGACUGAUAGGUGAUGCCAUGGCCAUGGAUCGAUCGUAAGAUGAAGUUGGUGGCCCUGCAACGCGGAAUAAGGGACACAGCUUAGGCAACUUUUUAAAAAAUUGAUCAAUAUUUUUCAACUUGUAGAAAUACGUGUGUAGCCUGAUUUGUAGCUGUUCAUGACGGAAAGGAUGGCGCUGAGUGGAAACUGUAGGACUAACCCUAAAGAACAGGCAUCAGUUCAGAACAGUUUCCCAGAUGUUGUUGAGUUAAACGUAGGGGGGCAGGUUUAUUACACGCGUCACUCAACUUUGGUGAGCACCCCGAAUUCGUUACUCGGUAAGCUUUUCUCCUCCAAAAAAGACGCAUCAAACGACUUGGCGAGAGAUCCCAAGGGCCGUUAUUUCAUCGACAGAGACGGGUUUUUAUUCCGGUAUGUGUUGGACUACCUCCGAGACAAGCAAGUCGUCCUCCCGGACCAUUUCCCGGAGAAAGGGAGGCUCAGGAAGGAGGCGGAGUACUUCCAGCUGCCCGACUUAGUCAAGCUCCUGACCCCUGAGGAUAUCAAGCACAGCCCGGACGACUACUUUCACAGCGACUACGAAGAUGGGUCCCAGGGCAGCGACCAUCGGCAGUGCCCGCCGCCGUCCCUCGUCCCCGCGGACAGAAAGAGCGGUUUUAUCACGGUGGGGUACCGGGGCUCGUGCACCAUGGGCCGAGAGAGUCAAACCGACGCCAAGUUCAGAAGGGUACCUCGGAUACUUAUAUGUGGACGCGUGGCCCUGGCUAAAGAAGUUUUUGGAGAGACCCUGAACGAGAGCCGGGAUCCGGACAGGACCCCGGACCGGUACACCUCCCGGUUUUACCUCAAGUUCAAGCACCUGGAGAGGGCUUUUGACAUGCUGUCGGAGUGUGGUUUCCAAAUGGUGGCCUGCAACUCGUCGGUCACAGCCUCGUUUGUCAACCAGCACACGGAAGACAAGAUCUGGUCCAGCUACACAGAAUAUGUCUUCUACCGUGGUCCAACACGUUGGUCCUCCCCUCCGUGCGACUGCUGCUGCAAGAACCACAAGGGCGACGGCGAGGGUGAGAGCGGCACCUCCUUCAACGAGCUCUCCACCUCCAGCUCCGAGAGCCAGUCAGAGGCCAGCUCUCCCCAGGGAACGGUCAUCUGCGGUCCAGUCAGCCGCCAGCCACACCCCCACGCGAAUGUCCAAACCCUGGACAGGCCGCUGAAAAAGGGCCCUGUUGCCAUGCUCCAGCAGUCUGAACAGCGGCGUAAGAGUGACUUGCUGCGCACGCUCACGGCGAGCUCCCGCGACACCAGCACCUGCAAGAAACGGCCAGCGAAGGAGAAGCUGACGGUGGAGGAGGAGCUGGAAAAAUGCAUUCAAGACUUCCGCAAGAUCAAGAUCCCAGAGAGGUUCCCUGAGAGGAAGUACAUGUGGCAGGCCGACCUGCUGAGGAAGUACCGCCUCUGAGAGAGGAAACGGGAGAGAGGGAGCAGACACAUGAGGCCAAGGAUCAGUUUACAUGUUUUUUGAUCAUGACUUUUGCAACAAAAGGGAGAUAACACUGAACUCAUUUGAAUCCAGUUUCUGGGGGAAAUUUCACCUUUAGGCCAGUAGGUUGAAAGUCUACACAGAAGCUAGAGAGAAGCAUAAAAAACAGACUGUCCUCUUAUUGACGUAUGUAGUAUGUAUGUGUGUGUAUGUAGUUUAGGUCUACUGUAUGUACUGUAAGUAUGUGUUGUACCUUGCUGAAUGCUUCAGAGCUUUGAAUAAUUUAUCCCUGAGGACCAAUCAAAGUGGGCAAAGGACAUUCUCUAUGAACUGAUCAACCAACUGAAGGCUUGCAGAUGGUUACACUGGGGUUUACUGAGGGUUACUGGACUGGAAACACUGUCAUCUGUCAUCAUUUCACGGAGAAAAACCAUCGCAGGAGCCACAGUUUUAGUCCACAAAGACAAACACUGAUUUAGUAUGUGAAUGUGGGUGUUUAUGUGUGUGUUCACACCCAGGUGGCCUAGAGGUCACAGAUAAAUCUGCAUCAGGACCCAUUAAUAAUUCAUGCUGUCCCGACAGUGCUCUCACUAUAAAUACACCCGUUGCUCUCUGCUGCCAGGGUGGUGUAAACAGCUGGGUCAAUUACUUUACUUUCAGGCAACAUUUGGGGACUUCUGAGGCAGGAGGAGGUACAAUUUCAUCAGCACCUCAAUUAAUUUUCCUCUUCUAAUAUCAGUUAUAUUGCAAACGCACCCCGAGUGAGUGAAAUCGCCCCACACUGCAUUGAUUUUUUGCUGUGUUGGCAAGAUGUAGAGCAAUACCCAGGUUACUGUAUGAAGGAUAAGUGAAAGAGUGAAGGAUUUGAUUUGAUGGUCAAACCAUGGGGAAAUACAAAGUUCAACAAAGAAAAGUCCUGAUUUAACACACCUAUACACACACUUAUCCAUUUAUAUCACAGGCAUUUAGUCCCACUUACAUCACCAAAACAAACAGAGCACUUGCAAACACUCAUUCCUGCAACACACUAACCGAUCAAUCGUGAAGUCAUAUAAACCAUGCUCAAUAUGACACCUGCAGUAAGUACAGACAGAAUGGGACAGGAUUGCUACAUUUGCUAACCCUGUCAAGACAGACUGAUGCUCUCUGCGCUGACUGUUGACACGGUAAUCAAUAGUUAUUGAUGAUAGGGUCCGGUGUUAGAGCCGAUAGAUGUGGCUCUUGUUUACAGUUAUUAAUGAAGCCCCUAGGUUACUGACAAAGACAAGCUGUUCAUGUAUUCAGUGAAAAUUUGCCAUUUUUCAUGUAUUCAUUCACAUACUCUCAGCUCUGUCAGAAUCAAUGGGAUGUAUUGCAAUGUGGUUACAGGAGCAAACAUUGCAGAUAGCUAUUUUAAAAGAGCACAAUUCAAGAGCACAGUUUAAUUUCCUGGUGGGUUGAUUGUUAUUUAUUUAAAGCUCUUGUUGGAUCAUAUAUUACUGACAGAAUGAUUUAGAAAUUAUUUCAUAGUGCAAAUUAAAUUAUUGACCACAGUACAUGGCAAAAGCACACAGACAUCCACUGAUGCUGGAAUCAUGAGGCAUUUCUUUUUAGAGUUAUAAUGGUAAGCUUUUAAAGAAUUGGUUAUUUGAACAGGUAGUGUUAUUGACAUCACAAUCUCUGUUUUAGGAGAGAACAUAUAUGAAAGGAUUGAACAUAUAUAACAGUCAAAAUAACAAAUGCACAACAGAAUCAGAGUUCAGGAUAGUCUGCACAAACAAUGUAAUUUAGACCAUCUGUGAGGGGCACAUAAAAGGCGUGCUGUUACAAGUACUGUAAAAGGAGGCUUCAUGUCCUCAUUAUGUCCAAUAUAUGAAACAUAAUUUCAUCAGAUUUAUUUUUGAGUUUCUAUAAGAAGAAAUAGCUGAAGUAGAUGACUGGUAAUUGCCUGCUUACAGAUACAUGUGUUUGUUAACCACAGCUUCAGGUAAAAUUCAAGGUAUUCAUGAACGGUGUGAUGGACAGCCAUGAUCAAAAAUGUGGUUUGAGUUAUUCUAAAUAUUAUGAACUGACCUGUAUAGAUGAAAGUUAAUAAUGACUAUCUUGGUAGCAGGGGGAAAAUAAAAACAGGAGGAGGAAGUAGUAAUCAUUUUCACAGAGAAACUUGAUUGUACUUCUCAUAUAUUUGCUAUAAAAGUUUAUGAAAGUUUAUAGGAGUGGGCUUUAUAUACAAUCGCAGCUUUCUGCAAAGCACAAAGUAUACAGUUUGAUUAAAAGCACACCCAAAUAGUAAAAUAUGCAGAACACAUAUUUAUUCAAAGAUCACUUUAUUAAAAAUGUCCCUGAUAUGUUAAUAUAAAAAUGGAUGAUUACAAAAUGUUUUAUUAUACUUAUUUUUCUAUCCAAAGGCCUUUAAAUUAAUAUAUGAUCAAAUCCCCUUAUGUUUCCCAUAAAAUGUAUUUCCUGUGAGAGAAGUGGUUCCAGUUCUAUUCAGUGGUGCCCAUAUGUCUGCUAAGGUUUAUUAUAGUAUACAGUAAUAUACAGUAAUAUGGUUGCAAUAGGUGCUAGAUACAAACCAACCAUUUUCCUCAUGUCAAUACAAUGAAUAUGACUUAUUUUUCUACAUUGCUGGAAUAUUACAUUUUCAUUUUAAAGUCAUUUAUCUUAUCAGUUGAAGUUGAGAUAUGUUAAUCCAGACUACAUAUCAUAUGUAAAUAAACACCAUAAAUCAUACCUAACCAGAAUAAUGUAUUAUACUCUGUAUAUAACAUGCAAAUCCAUGAGGCGUGGCUGCUCCCCUGUUCUUAGUGAUGCAGUAGACUGACGCUAAUGUAAUAGAGCCAUUCUUGUUUUAUCAUUUAGAGUGUUGGACCAUCAGGGAUGAAGGAAAAUAUAAUACACACCUAUAACAUAAUAUAUGAUAUUUACCACAAUAACAAAUCAAUAAAUAACAAGCUGACUGCUUUUCAAGACAGCAAUGUCAUAGAUGGACUAUCAGCACAUUUGUCUGAUUGUGUCACAGAGGUGGUCACUGGUGACUAAGACCUUUCAGUGACCGAACUACGAUCAAUAUAUUGUAAAAUUGAUGUUUAGUUCUGCUGAAACAGAACAAGAAGAAAAGCUUGUUCAAAACUCAAAAAUGUUCAAACCAUGGAGUUUUUGCUAUGGUACAGCACAGUCAGAAAGUGUAAAGACAGCAAAUUUUAUUUUAUUUUUUGCAGUUUUGGCUCUGUUCUCCAGAACAUUGGAUUUGAAAUUAAACAAUGACUAUGGGGUGAAAGUGCUGACUUUAACCUUCUAGCAGUGUUUGAGGGUGUUUACAUCCAUACUGGACGAAUAGUGCCGGACUCUCCCUCCAAUUAUAGGACAAAGCAGCAGGACAACAAUUCUAAACAUACAGUCAAGGAAAAAAAGGAGCUUCUAUGGCCAAAAUAGUGUUCUGGUCUAAUCAAGUUGAUCCUCAAUCCAGCUGAUGAUGUCUUUUACUGAUGAAUACCAGUAUGAAGUGAGGACAGCUAUUUUAUUUGGAUGUAAACUCCCUCAAGAAUGAGAAUGAGAAUCAGAACCUCAACAUCAAACCUCAUGUGCUGGAGCACAGUGCCAGCACACAACAAAAAUCACUGCACUACACGGUUUAUCUUUAAUCUUUUUAAUCCACCUUUAAUCUCUGUAAAGGUGGGUUGCAUUCUCAGUUAGUUUGUUUGGUCUAAACCAAAAGUAAAAUGUUCACUUUGACACAUUCGCACUGACUGGCGAUCUGCCUGGAGUGUACCCCGCCUCUUGCCCAAUGUCAGUGCUACCCCACUCCAGCCCCCCCGCAACCCUUACGGUUGGUAUAGAUAAUGGAUAAAUGGAUGGAGGUUCACACUGACCAGUUACAAACAAUGAGGGCAUUAAAAAAAAGCAUAAUGACUUAAGAUACUGAAUCAAGAUGUUCCCAUAAAAUGUGUUUUCAGUUGCUGGAACAGUUAUUAUGUGGUCGACUGAUCCAAACAAAGUAAAUAGUUUGAAAAAACCAGUGCAAUUGUGAUUCAUAUGAAAGAUGAAAGUCUGAUUUUCAAGAGAAGCCUGUUGCACAGCUUUUUGCAUCUUUCUUUGGAACGUUAUUUUCUACAUCUGCAGUAGUUAGUCUUGUGCUGUUCACAUUCAGCCCAGUUUACAGCGAGAAAGCCUGCUGAUAUAAUCGUAAGGAUCAUGUUUGCUUGACUCUGCCUGCCAUUUUUAAAAAUGUGUUGGGUUUACUUUGAGAUGUUUCAACUACAAGGUGGAUCAGUCACGGAAAUGAUUAGAUAUUAGACAUGAUUAGAAAUGGCAUUGAACAGACACAGUAGAAAUGAAUACCAAGACACCCGGAGGCCUUCUAGAGUAGACUACAGCUGUUUUUGCACAAUGUAUAAAGUUAAUAAAGACACAAACAAGAAAGUAUUUGAAAAAGAGAUAAAUAUGUUAAUAGUCACCUUACAUGCACAAUACAGACACAAUUAACGUGUCUGUCAUGAGAGAAAGAUUCAAACAUUUGUUGUAUUGCAGAUCAACAUUACAAAUUUUCACAUUCAGAGCAUGUGAGAUGAUAUUCAGUUCUUUGGGCUAUGAGGUGAGCAACAGAUUAUGUAAAUCUUGAUAACGAAUGACUGAGAUUUUGUUUCAAGUCAAAUGUGGUGUAUGAAAAGGAAGAGAGACUGUGAACUGAUGUUAAGUUUGUCAAUUUUACUUAUUUUGGAGUGCCAGGCUACAAUAUGUGAUUUUUCUUUCCUGAAGUUAAUUGUCAUGCCCUGCAAGUAAAGCCUGUGUACAUGACUGCAGGUUAUUUUCCUCCUGCCUUUGAUGAGCCUGCGAACCACAAAGAAAAUCACAUUACUCUGAUACCACCACAGUAGACACGGCACAUGCUGUUUCAAAAACAAAAGGAGCGUCUGUUUUGAUGUACGUUGUUCUGACACAAAAAAUAAUUUAAAAAAAAGAAGAAAAAAUGGUUCAGAAACAUUGUGAGCAUGUUGGUAUACAAAACUUAUAACAGAUUUAACUUAGUCUGUUCGUGUGAAAAAGAUUAUGUCAAAAACUGAUAUUUACCAGAAAAAAGAAAACUUGCAAAAAAAAAAAAAAAAGAUAAGCACAAAUGUGUUGAUAGUGUCUGCUGUUCCUCCACAGGUGUAUAACAUUAUCAAAUAAAAAGUCAACUCUGCAGCGUGACCGAGCUCCUGCAAAACAGAGCAAUUCUCACCAGAGGUAUAAAGCUCAUGGAAAACUUGCUUCGCCAUGAAUCAUCUUGGAAAUAUGAAAUACUAAUUUGGCAAUUGCAGAAUUAUGAAAAACUGCCUAUCAGAGUUUUUUUCCUGACCUGUAAAAUCUGAUCAAACUGAAUGUAAAUUGUCAAAAACCAAACAUCUGUGGUGAGAGUCGCCCUUUAUUCCAGGAGUGACGUCCUGUUACAAUGUCUGCCUUUAGAGACAAUAUGAAUCAUCUGAGAGUGUUUAGAUACGAAGCAUAUAGUAAUUUUGAAAUGUAUGAGUACAACCAAUAAACAAGACAUUCUGUACAGCGA
Messenger RNA from Lates calcarifer (barramundi perch), 7867 nucleotides. RefSeq names its product potassium channel tetramerization domain containing 16b (gene kctd16b). Gene Ontology annotation, biological process: regulation of G protein-coupled receptor signaling pathway; protein homooligomerization. The transcript has 2 exons. NCBI's taxonomy places the organism in Eukaryota, Metazoa, Chordata, Actinopteri, Centropomidae. Gene Ontology annotation, cellular component: postsynaptic membrane; presynaptic membrane. Bases 1024 to 2325 code for a protein of 433 amino acids. Gene Ontology annotation, molecular function: protein binding. The record is from RefSeq and is a predicted model, not a curated record.